Molecule: messenger RNA, 3102 nt
Organism: Symbiodinium sp. CCMP2456
Lineage: Eukaryota; Dinophyceae; Suessiales; Symbiodiniaceae
Source: the annotation of a GenBank genome assembly
AUGAGACCACCUCUGCGAUGUUUCAACAGUGAUUUCUUGACGCAGCUGCAGCGAGGUGUUGCGAGCCUGCGCCGACUAGUUCUGUUCUGGUUAAAAGCACUCCUCGCGACGUGUGGUGCAACAGGAAUUCUGAUGUUAGCUAUUGGCAUUGUUCUGGGGUCAUCUCUGCACAAGGCAGCUUAUGCUAUCGGCGGCGUGUUGGCUGUGGCUUAUCUCUUAGUUUUUGUGCUGACGCUGGAUGCAUGCGAGGCCGUUUGCGCACUCUUUGACUUGCUCAACAUUUCGGAUUCAGAUUCCCGGGACGACAUCUUGAGGCAGCUGAAUAGAUGCCAGAAGAAGGGACAGUCGAGAGUUUUUCCGGAAGCUGACUCCGACAGCAUCAUACAGGAAAUCCUCCAGGAGUUUCCCAGCAGGCUGAGGUCAAAUUUGUUGAAAGCGUGGCAUGUCGGACCGGCUCUGGCAGCUGCAGUGUCUUUAUGCUGCCUCUUGUCAGUCAUAUUGCUGGAAGAUAUCCCUACAGAAGUCUGCUCAUUACCUGCGGUCUCCACAAGCCUCCUGGCAGUCAGCUUUCUGCUUGGAUGUAAAGUUCAGUUGAGAACAACCCCGCUGGUGAAGUCGCUUGUUUCGGAUGAAUUCGGCAGUCCACCCUGCAAGCUCCUGGAGCUUCACAUCUUCCAUCUGCGAAGACGGGUCGCUGCAACUCCGGAAGGUCGUGCAUCUGCGAGGCACAAGUUGGCCGUUGCCGUGAAAAUGCCACGAAGCAGCAUGUUGCCGGCAGUUGAGACGGGCUGGCUAGCUGGUCUGCCAGAUGAUGAGCUUGAAGUGUUUAUGAAAGACUAUCUCCAAGCCGUGGCUCUACUUUUCGAUGUGGAUCAACUGGACCUGGCCAUCCGCCAAAUAAGCACCUUGCUACCCACUUCGAGCCUAGCAGAGGCAGUUCAAGCACGUGACAGAAUGCACCAACUGACGCAGAAGAUAAACCACGGCUUGGCAUCCCUCGACAUUCUUGCCCUACGCCAAGCAAUUGAGGAAUGCGAGAAAGAAGGUUGGCCAAGCGAGGCUUUGCAAGCGGCCAUGGCCACUAAAGAGAUCAUUGAAGGUUUAUUGGCCAGGCUGUCCAAGGCGACUUCUGGCAAAGACCUGCACUACUUGUGCUCUUUGAUUCGCGAAUGCGAAAAUUUCGGAAUACCUGGUCGAGAUUUGUCCGAAGCGCGAGCCAGGCGAGAUGCAUGGGAGAGCUUCUUGGUGUCCCUAAAGACCGCAAUUGCAGAGAAAGAUUUGGGCAAGCUCAAUGAUGUCAUCCAUGCCGGACAGGAACUGAAGAUAGAGCCUCCACAGCUGGCAGAAGCUUUUGCUACACGGGAGUACAUCAACGGUUUGCUUAAGGACCUUGAGAUGGCUAUGGACUGCAGCGAUGUUGAACAGAUCCGAAUGGCCGUAAAGAAGUGCAGCACAGUCAGCAUCCCUUCAAGCUAUCUUCACCAGGGUACAUGUCGAUUGCAAGAGUUGGAGGCAUUGUUGACCAAACUGCAGGAAGCAGUUCGAACCAAAGACCUCUCGAACAUGGACAUGUGUCUCCGGGAAUGCCAGCAGACAGGGAUACCAUCAGCAUACCUCGAGGAUGCAAUCACGCAGCAUGCAACGAUACAGUUGCUGGUGGACCAUUUAGCGGCUGCGUCAUGCGCCAGAGAUGUCAACACACUGGAGACAGCCCUCCAAGAAUGCAUGAAGCAGAGCAUACCGGACAAGUAUCUUGAAGAGGCCCUGCACGUGAAGCGAACAAUCGUGGCUCUUCAAGGCGAUAUCAGGGCGGCGAUCGACUCUAAAGACUACGACUUCGUCAACAAGUCAAUCCGGGACUGCCUUGCAUUCGGUUUGCAUUGCGACGAGCUGACACAAGCCCAGAAGUGCAAGAGCAAAAUGGAUGACAUGAUAAAGUCUUUGCGGCAGAGUGUUGAUGCUCGAGAUUUGGCUGGUAUUGAUAUUGCCCUGCGGCAUUCCGAAGACUUUGGAUUGAAAGCAGAUGAAGUAGAAGAAGCUAGGCAGAUGAAGGCAAGGAUCGAGAAGCUAUUUGUGCAGGUGAAGGCGGCCACAGAUGCAAGGGAUCCCACAGCAUUGGAGGUCGCUAUCAAUCUUUGUCGAGAUGCCGACUUGCCUCCGACGGACGUCGUUACAGAUGCUGUCUCACUGAAGUGCAAGCUGGACGAUGUGCUUGCUGGUCUACAUUUUGCCAUGAAGCAGCGAAAUGCUGAUGGCACUCGGGCUGCAAUUCGAAGCUGUGAGGCCAUGGGUGUACCUGACAUGUACACGGAAGAUGCUCGGCGAAUGCUGGAUGAACUCGAACGCCUUUUUGCACACCUACAGCAGGGCAUGUCGAACAGGAAAAUCGAGACGCUUCGGCAGGCCAUCAGUGCUUGCCGGGAAUAUGGUAUCCCAGACACAGAGAUGGAGGAGGCCAUAAGCACGAAGGCAAGCAUCGAAGAGAUCCUGUCGUCAUUGUCUCGUGCUACUGAGAGCCGAGACAUAGAGUCUCUGAAAAGUGCCCUGCUUAAGCACAAUGAAGCUGGCCUGCCACCGAGCCCGGACUUGGACGAGGCCAUGGCCAUGAAGCGGCGAAUUGAGCAGAUUUUGGCAAAGCUUGGGGUGGCCGUCCAGCUCUUGGACAUCCGAGUUCUAAAAGCUGCGAUCGAAGAGUGCCAAUCAAAUGGUCUUCCAGAUCAGGACUUGAACGAGGCCCUCCUUGCUAAGGAGAGCAUCGAGCGCAUGCUAGCAACGGUGCGAUUCUCCAUCGAUUGCAAGAACAUGUCCGGCAUAGAGGCUGCAAUCAAGGACUGUCCCAUCGACCUGCUGCGUGCAGCCCUUGAAGAGUGUCAUGCGGCUGAAGUUCCUGGAUACGUCUUGCAGUCGGCGUUGCGGUCGAGGGCUGCAGAGUCGAGUGAGUCAGAUCGCCGCCUGAUAUACGAUUUGGGGCAAGAUGAUGAAAAGCGACUGGCCCACAACAAAGCAGUGAACAUGCUACAUGAGUCGAUUCGAUCUGGGAACGAUGUGCCUGCCGAGUUCGAGGAGUUGAUAAACGAAUUAAUUGUAAAUCAUGUUAUGUAG